AUGAUCCUCUCUCGCUCCGAAAUCUAUAUUCCCGACAAACCAAAACCUUUUCUCCAAAAUCCCCAUUAGAUCCCUCCGUUUUUACCCCAAUCACUCGCCGCUGUCGAAAUCUCUCACCUUCUGUCACUUGCCAUCCUUCUGCCCUCCUUUCUCUUCAGAGACACAGAGAGAGAGAGAUAAAAGAACCUAGCCUAGGGUUUCCGAACAGUCCGCCUAGGGUUUCCGUACACUCCGCUCCAAGGGUUGCAGUCGCCAUGUACGCAGAUCGGGUCGCCGCCGGGAGCAAGCGGUCUAUAAAGGAUCGUCUUAACGGGAAUUCGGGCGAGGAUUUCGUCCGUAGUCGGCAGUCCGCCAACGGCAAGAGGCAACGCCAAAAUGAUGACAAGUGGAAACAUGAUCUUUAUGAGGAUGAUGAAGAUCCUCAAGUUUCAAAUCCCAAAGUUGGUGCCAGAGACCUUCGAUUGAAGCUUCAAAGGAAGGGUUCACUGCAAGCACAUCAAAGUGGAAAGGGCUCUCGUGAAGGAGUCCGAGAUCUACGUGAAAAACUAGCUGGCACAAUGCACACUCAACCAGCAAAUACUGAUACGCCAAAGGCUAAGGCAGUUGCAGAGGCUGCAAAACCUGUGAAAAAAAGUGUCUUGCCCACUGAGGCAAUCAUGUCAGACUCUAAAAAGGUUGCCAAUCCAGCUUCGUCUAGGAAGAAGUCUCAGCAGAAGGCUGAUACGUCGGUUGAUGGUUUUCUGCAGUCUCUUGGUCUUGAGAAGUAUCUGAUUACGUUCCAGGCAGAGGAGGUUGACAUGACUGCUCUUAUGCACAUGACUGAUGAAGAUCUCAAGGCUCUAGGAAUUCCAAUGGGUCCCAGGAAGAAGAUAAUUCUAGCCCUGGAUUCCAGAGAUUAACAUCGACGUCACAAGCGUCUCUUUUUUCACUGUGCUGGAGCCAAAUCAUCAUGCUUGGCAGCUUGCAUUUGCAUUUUCUAUAACUGUGCAUGCCCAUGUUUCAGUUGGUGCGAGCCCUCUUGCCAGUAAGAUCUUUUAUUUCUUUGCUUUCUGCCAUUACCUUGUAUGUUGGAGAUGGCUCCAAUCCCCAAUGUUCAUAGCAACAGCCGCAUGCAAUAUGUGUAAGCAUUGUGCUUUUGCUAAUCAAGCCCCCACCCAGAUAGGGGAGAAGCCAGAAUUGGAUGCUACCUGUGAAAACGAUUAUCAUAUUUAAUUCCAAUUUUUAGUUUGAGCUA
Molecule: messenger RNA, 1234 nt
Organism: Magnolia sinica
Lineage: Eukaryota; Viridiplantae; Streptophyta; Magnoliopsida; Magnoliales; Magnoliaceae
Exons: 6
Coding region: 255-899 (214 amino acids)
Molecular function (GO): protein binding
Source: RefSeq, a predicted model, not a curated record